Molecule: messenger RNA, 378 nt
Organism: Thamnophis sirtalis
Lineage: Eukaryota; Metazoa; Chordata; Lepidosauria; Squamata; Natricidae
Source: RefSeq, a predicted model, not a curated record
GCACGGCGUGCUCUUUGCGAAGCUGGACUGAUCCAAGGACAGAAAAGACUCAGUGACUGGCCAUUCAAAUCUCUUGAGAAUCCUAUGACAUCUUCACCUUAUGCUGAUUAUUAUGAACUGGGUUAUAAUCUGAGAUCCAACAUUUUCCAAGGCGGACCAUUAGAAACUAAAAGCUUGAUGAAGGAUUCUUAUACUCCUGAUGUAAUCAAGAGGGCAGUACGGGAUCCCAAACGUUGGCAUGGAAGGAAGACUGAUGAUCUAGGGAGAUGGUUCCAGAAAAAUGCCCUCAAUCUUAACCUGCAGAAAGCUUUGGAGCAAAAAUUUGGGGAAAAGAACAAAGGCAGCAGAUCCUAAAAAGGCAUAAAAGAGGCAUAUGAG